CUGGUAUCGUAUGCAAAUAGUGCUUGCUGACGUUUGCGAUCAUGUGCUUUGGCGGAUCUGCCCCUGUCGAGGCUUCCCUGUGCCUCCAAGCUGGGCUUUGCUACAUUUCGCUGCUGGUUACAUUGUAGCCAAGAAAGAGUUACAGAGUAGCGGCGGCUCAGCUCCUAGUAUCCCCUCAGCGCAGCGGUGGGAGCAGCAGCAGGAGGAGCAGAUGUGUGAGACUGCACUGGCCUGGGUAGUAACCCUGGUCCAGGUUGGUGUCGUUGCAGUAGAAUAGCGUCUUCUGUUGGCCUGGGAGAAAAGGACAUCCUGCAUCUCCAUUCCCCUGCCCACAAAGAGAGGCACCGACUUUCCUUUGUCACGUCCAGGACCAAUGACAGAAACCAUGUAAGGCAGCUCUGGACUGACCGCUCUCGUCUGGGUGCACAAUACCUUUUUUAAAGAUGGUGCUGCCUCACGGAUAUUGGUGAAUUCUGGGAUAUCUAGGAAAGGAGCUCACACUGACAGUCAGACAUCAUCUUCCAUUGUUGCUGUAAAAAGUUAAGGAAAGAGCCCAAAUGCUUCCCUCUUUAACGAAAGUUGAAAUGCAAUUAUGAAUCGAGUCAUCCGUUGCUGAUACCAGUGAAGUGGUCCAGUCACAGACUUGGGGAGAUGAGCUAAUUAAGACUAUGAAUAGGUUAAAUUCUCCUGUGAUGUGGGCCAACAAAUCUGCUAGCUGGAGCUGAUGGUAAUAAGUGAAAUCUUGAGUUCAGCAAACUGGAAUAGUUCUGGACGUACUUUCCCAAAGAGGCCACUGGUCUAUAGAGGUUUUAAAUACCAACUUAGCCAGCUGCCACUCCUAUUAUCAGACUGCUCAUGGCUAGUAAACGCAAGUCGACAACUCCUUGCAUGGUUCGCGCCACAGAUGUCUUGGAGCAGGAACCAGAUUUGGAGAUGGAUGGAAAUGCAGGUGAUGGGUCUCCUCACCAACUGUCGGAUGAAAGUUGGCCAGCAGAUAAUGGGAUAAAUGACCAGGAUCAUCCAGUUUUAGAGAAAACUGCCUUAGACAAUCAACAGACCAAGAAACUAGAAGGAGGCUACGAAUGUAAAUAUUGCACCUUUGAAUCACAGGACUUGAAUGAGUUUACAGAACAUGUUGAUACUAUACACCCAAAUGUUAUCCUUAAUCCAUUUUACGUCUGUGCGGUCUGUAACUUUACAACAAAAAGGUACGAUACCUUCACUGAUCAUAAUGGUAGACAUCACCAAGGUGAAAAUAACUUCAAGUUGAAGUUGAUAAAACGCAAUAAUCAGACUAUUCUUGAGCAGACUAUUGAAGAUUCCACUAACAGUGUGAAUGCAGAUAGAGAGGAAAAUCCUCCAACUGGAAUCUCAAUUAGUAAAACUCCAAUCAUGAAAACAAUCAAAAACAAAGCAGAUAGUAAAAGAAUCAAUGUGUUGUCACGAGUAAAAGAUGAAUAUGAUGCUACGCAAGCAAGCAAGACAGAAGGGAAUAGCACUGACGUUACUCACAAUACUAAUAGUGGAUUGCUAAUUCCAGAAACAGUGAUUAAGGAUGGAGUGCCUCAUGUAAUGCCAUCUAUACAACCACCACCAAACAUCAACUUAAUACCUAAAGUCAUGAUUCCCAUGCAUGGCACAAAAUAUAAUGCUGCAAUGGAUGUUAACAAAAGCCUCAUAGGUUCCUUUAAUAAAUUCCCCUACCCUACUCAGGCAGAACUAUCUUGGUUGACAGCUGUCUCAAAGCAUCCGGAAGAACAAAUUAAAAUAUGGUUCUCAACCCAGCGUCUUAAACACGGCAUCAGUUGGGCUCCCGAGGAAGUGGAAGAGGCCAGAAAAAUGAUGUUUAAUGGCACCAUUCAGACGCCAACAAUCACUGUUGUACCAGCACAGGUGCCAUCAUCCACGAAAGGCACGCACCAGCAUGUUAUCCAGACAGGAGUGCCCUGCCAGUUAGUUGGUCAGACAGGCAUCGUAUGGACACAAGUCGCAAAUGGGUCAACAGUAUCCUGUUCUCCCAUCGCAUUGGCAGUGGCAGCCAGCUCAAACCAGUCCGUGUCUCAGAAGAGGAGUUUGCCGCCCUCUCAAGUAACCGGAGACCCCAAACGUGCAAACGUAGUCCAGGUUUGUCAGCUCGCGUCACAGGGGAAUUCGGUUGUGUUUUCUCCUGGGGCUUCAGAUGUAAACACGAAUCGCAAGAAGACCAAGGAGCAAAUGGCAGAACUGAAGGCCAGCUUCGCCAUCAGCCAGUUCCCCGAUGAUGAGGAGGUUUACCGGCUCAUGCAGGUGACUAAACUCUCCAGGGCAGAGAUCAAGAAGUGGUUCAGUGAUAAUCGCUACCGGACACAAAAGGGCCACUCUAGCCAUGCUGCUACAGAAAUUGUGGUCACCAUCCCCCAGGAUCCUCCUCCUGGGAGCCACCCAAAUCGUAAAUAUGGAUGGAAUAGUUACUCUGAUUUUGCACCGCAGAAAUUCAAAGAGAAAAGUAUUGAUCAACUGAAGGUGCUUGAGGAAAGCUUUCAAUAUAGUUCCUUCCCAACGGAUGAGGAAAAAGAAAGAUUAAGGUCAGAGUCCAAACUAACCAGGAGAGAGAUUGACGCUUGGUUCUCCGAGAGGAGAAAACUGAGAGACUCGCUAGAAGGUGGGAUUCUAGAAACGAGCAAAGUACCCCUCAGCCCAGAUGUGAAACCAGAGUCUAUUAAAUCAGAAGGGCAAGAGGUAGUUGACAAUAGUCACACAAAAACCUCCCAUUUGGGUCCACAUUAUCCAGGUAAGCCCGGAACCCCUCCUCCAAACACAGGAAUACAGCAUAUUAAAACAACUAGUCCAAUUGACAAGACUCAUAAGAAAAGUCAGGAACAGCUGCACAUCCUAAAGAGUGCAUUUGUACGUACACAGUGGCCAACAGUAGAGCUAUAUGACAGUUUAGCAGUGCAGAGUGGGCUGCCAAGGAAUGACAUUGUACGUUGGUUUGGUGACAACAGAUAUGCAAUUAAAAAUGGCAACUUAAAAUGGCUUGACCAGUACCAAAGAGCAAAUACAGAAAGUCACAAUGGCCAGAGUAACCUCAAUGGCAAUGAACGAAGGGGAAAUAGCAGAGGACAUAAAGCAGCUGGUGUUUGGGGUGCAACAGGUCAUUCCACACACAGCCGGGCUGGUAAAACCAUCCUAUUACAGUAUUACUUACGACACCGACAGCUAAGGGAGGAAGACCUUGAUGAGUUGGUUUCAAAGUCCAACAUGAGCUACGAACAGGUCAGGGACUGGUUUGCAGAAAAGCAAACAGAAGAUGCCAUGGACACAUCAGAGAGCAAUAGCAGAGAUGGCCAGUUUAGUGAUGAGGAUGAGGAGUGGGGUGAGGUAGAGGACAUCAGUGAGAGGGAUGAAAAUGUUGCCUCUGAACUCACAGGCAGCUGGGCACACGCAACACAGUGUGGCUCAACGGAGUUUAAUGAACUGGAUUCUGAAAGCAUGUCUGCUGAAAAAUUCCACAAUAUAGCUAAGGAAACCAAAUGAGAACAGUACUGACAUACGUAGCAUCAUCUGUCUAAAGAAAAGUUACCAUUUCUAUUCUCUGCAACGCAAAGAAAGUACUCGAGAACUUCGGAUCUGACUCUAUAUUGUGUGAAACAGCAACAUUGAGACAGAAUGAAGAACUGACUUCCGUUGAAGCAUCUUUCAGAGAGCGAGAGAUUUGGUUAUAUCCAUAGUGCCAAAGUUUUACUACUGUAAUCAAAAGGGUCUUUGUAAAUAUUUUUUUCUGUUUUUGAACAGAUUUGUACAAUUUAGGAGUUUUAUUACAUUUAUAAUUGGUGAAAGUUAAACUUUGCAGAUCAGGGUAUGCCCUUAGAGUUCCCAACAGUUUUAGAUUAUGUAACCACUACCAGACUCUCUUCAUUUGACAUCUUUUACACUCACUACUUUUACAAAACGGAAAUCUGAACUCCUAGCCAAAGAAGGCUGCGAUGAUUAAUGAUGAAAAUCAUGUUCAAGUCCAGUCACAUCUUUAGGUCUUUGUAUAAAAUGGCAGGAAAAGAAGCACAUCAGUAGAAGCUUGAUAUUGUAAGAGGCUACAUUUGUAUUGUAAUGCCAACUGCUCUAGCCAGCCUUCGGUCAGCUAGAGGUGUGCAAUAUUGACUUAUUUAUGUCAGCAUACUAACAUAAUUGAAGUUGCAGUAACUUGUUUCCUCCUAUCUUUUCGCAAGAUUACAUAUACAAAAGAAUAAAAAAAGUGUUGUGCCUAGUUUGAAUUUUUGUAAUUAUUUUUAAAAACUUAG
Messenger RNA from Chiloscyllium plagiosum (whitespotted bambooshark), 4277 nucleotides. RefSeq names its product zinc fingers and homeoboxes protein 2. Gene Ontology annotation, molecular function: DNA binding; DNA-binding transcription factor activity, RNA polymerase II-specific. Gene Ontology annotation, biological process: regulation of transcription by RNA polymerase II. The record is from RefSeq and is a predicted model, not a curated record. Gene Ontology annotation, cellular component: nucleus. NCBI's taxonomy places the organism in Eukaryota, Metazoa, Chordata, Chondrichthyes, Orectolobiformes, Hemiscylliidae.